Messenger RNA from Gryllus bimaculatus (two-spotted cricket), 7583 nucleotides. Lineage: Eukaryota; Metazoa; Arthropoda; Insecta; Orthoptera; Gryllidae. The record is from the annotation of a GenBank genome assembly.
AUGGGAAAUGGAAGUGGACAGGGAGGAGAUGAAAUGUUCAGCAUUUGUCUGUUGGACGUUGCUGAAUUUGGAUCUGGACUAUUUUUGAUGGAAUCCUCUGCCCCUACGCCCUGCCUCUGCCCCCCUGCCCCUGCCCCUUGCCCCCUCUGCCUCUGCCCCUGCCACUGCGACUGCCUGCCUCUUGCCCUGCCUCGCACCCUGCCCCUGCCCUGCCUCUGCCCCCUGCCUUCUACGCCCACUGCCCUGCCCCCUGCCCUGCCCCUGCGCCUCCCACUGCCCCUGCCCCGUGCCCCUGCCUCUGCCCCUGCCCCUGCCUGCUGCCCCGACUGCCCCGCCUCGUCCACUGCGCCCUGCCGCGCCCCUGCCUCUGCCUCUGCCCCUGCCUUGCCCUUGCCACUGCCCCUGCCUCCGCCCCCUGCCACGGCCCCUGCCUCUGCCCCCUGCCUCUGCCCACUGCCUUGCCCCUGCCUCUGCCUCUGCCUCUGCCCUCUGCCCCUGCCCCUGCCCUGCCCUCCUGCCUCUGCCACUGUCCCCUCCACUGCCCUGCCCCUGCCUCUGCCAACUGCCCCUGCCUCUGCCCCUGCCUCUCCCCUGCCUCUCCCCUGCCCCUGCCUCGGCCCCUGCCCUCCCCUGCCCAUGCCUCUGCAUACUGCCUCUGCCCCUGCCCUAGCCCCUGCUCCUGCCAUGCCUCUGCCCCUGCUCUGCCACUGCCCCAUGCCGCUGCCCUGCCUCUGCCCUGCCCCUCCUCUGCCCCAGCCCGGCCCCUGCCCUGCCCUGCCUCUGCCCCUGCCUCUGCCUCUGCCCCUGCCUCUGCCUCUGCCCCUGCCCUGCCACUGCCCUGCCCCUGCCUCUGCCCCAGCCCCGGCCCCCUCGCCCCUGCCCCUGCCACUGCCCCUGCCCGCACCCUGCUUCUCCCCUGCCUCUGCCCCUGCCCCUGCCCUUGCCUCUGCCCCUGGCCCCUGCCCAUGCCCUGCCCUGCCUCUCCGUAUGACCCGCCCCUCUGCCUCUGCCCCUGCCUGCUGCCCCUGCUCUCCCCGCCUCUCCUCUGCCCGGCCCCUGCCUCUGCCCUGCCUCUGCCUCUGCCCUGCCCUGGCCCCCGCCCCUGCCUGCUCCCCUGCCCUCUGCCCCUCCUCUGCCCCUGCCACUCGCCCCUGCCACGCCCCUGCCCCUCCCCCUGGCUUCUGCCCCUGCCCUGCCUCUCCCCUGCCCUGCCUCUGCCCCUGCCCCUGUCUCUGCCCCUGCCCCUGCUUCUGCCCCUGCCCCUGCCACUUGCCCUGCCCUGCCUCUCCCCUCCCCUGCCCCUGCACUGCCCCUGCCCCGCCUCUGACCCUGCCCCGGCCUCUGACCCUGACCCCUGCUCUGCCCCUGCCGUCUGCCCCUGCCUCUGCCCUGCCUUCGCUCUGCCCCUGCUCCAGCCCUCUGCCCCUGCCCGGCCCUGCCCCUGCCGUCUGCCCCUGCCCCUGCCCUCGCCCCUGCCACUUGCACUGGCCCCUGCCUCUGCCCUGCCUCUCCACUUGCCUCUGCCCCUGCCCCGCCCCUGCCCUGCCCCUGCUCUUGCCCCUGCCCUUGCUACUGCCCCUUGCCACUGCCAACUGCCCCUGCCCCUGCCUCUGCCACUGCCCACCUGCCUCUGCCUCUGCCCCUGCCCCUGCCUCUGCCCCUGCCCCUUGCCUCUGCCCCUGCCCCCUGCCCCUGCCUCUGCCCUCUGCCCACUGCCCCGGCCCUGCCUCUGCCCCUGCCUCUCCCACUGCCCCUGCCGCUGCCCCCUGCCCCCUGCCUCUGUCUCUGCCCUGCCCUUGCCACUGCCCCUGCUCUGCCUCUGCCGGCCAAUGCCCCUGCCCCUGCCUCGCCCCUGCCCCUGCCUCUGCCCCGCCUCAGCCUCUGCUCUGCCACUGCCCCCUGCCGCUGCCCCGCCUUGCCCCCGCCCCUGCCACUGCCCCGCCCCUGCCCUGCCCACUGCCCUGCCUCUGCCCGUUGCCACUGCGCCCUCCCCUGCCCUGCUCUUGCCCCUGCCCCCUGCCCCUGCCUCUGUCUCUGCCCCUGCCCUUAGCACUGCCCCUGCCUCUGCCUCCUGCACCCACUGCCCCCUGCCUCUGCCCCACGCCCCUGCCCCCUGCCCCUGCCUCUGCCUCUGCCCCUGCCUCUGCCCUUGCCCACUGCCCCUGCCUCCGCCCCUGCCCCACUGCCCCGCCCCUGCCUCUGCCCCUGCCUCUGCCCCUGCCACUGCCCCUAGCCCGCACUGCCCCUGCCCCUGCCACUGCCCUGCCGCUGCCUCUGCCACUGGCCCUGCCCCUCCCCCUGCCUCUGCCCCGGCCCCUGCCCCUGCCUCUGCCCGCUGCCCCUGCCCCUGCCCCUGCCCCUGCGACCCUGCCUCUGCCCCUGGCUCUGCCCCUGCCCCUGCCUCGCCCCUGGCCUCUGCCACUGCCCCUGCCUCUGUCCCUGCCCCUGCACCCUGCCUUUGCCCCUGCCUCUGCCCCCUGCCUCUGCCCCUGCCUCUCCCUGCCUCUGCCCUGCCCUCGCCCACUGCCCCGCCUCUGGUCCCUGCCCCUGCUCCCUGCCCCCUGCCCCUGCCCCUGCCUCUGCCCCUGCCCCUGCCUCUGCCUCUGCCUCUAGCUCUAAGCGAACGCUGCGCUCGAACGAGCUGCUGCUGCCCCCUAGCGGGCUGCUCGACACUGAGCUCGAGCUUAACUUCUCCUUGCAGUACCCACACUUCCUGAAGCGCGAGGGCAACAAGCUGCACGUGAUGCUGCAGCGCCGGAAGCGCUACAAGAACCGCACCAUCCUGGGCUACAAGACGCUCGCCGAGGGCGUCAUCAACAUGUCCCAGGUGCUGCAGCGCCAGAUGGACCUGGAGCUGGACCUGUGCUCGGAGGCCAAGGAGAAGCUGCCGUCGGGGCUGAGCAGCAACGUGGUGGGGCGCGUGUCGGUGCAGGCGCUCAACUCGCAGCCCGUGGACCACGAGCCAGACGCCGCCGCCGCCAACAAGAGCCUCGAGGCCUCCGAUCGCGUGGCGGACUUCUCUGACGACGAGGAGGAGUUCAGCAGCAACGAGGACGGCGAGGGCGAGGGCUCCGACUCGGAGCCGAUGCCCGAGGACGCGAUGGGGAGGCGCGCGCGGAAGGCGGCGCGUGGCAAGAUCCCGGCCAACGCCAGGCAACGCAACCUCAAGCAGAAGUUCAUUGCCCUGCUCAAGAGGUUCCGCGUCAGCGAGGACCUGCAGGGGCUCGACAACGAUCAGGAGGAGAUUGGCCAGAAGCUCUCGGGGGGAGACAUGGAUCCCACAGAAAUUGAAGACCUCUUUGAAGAGCUUGAGGACCUAAGCGACUCUGGCCCUGAGCUGGACACCAUGAGCAUCUCGUCCACUCCAAAGCCUUCGCUGAGACCCUUCUUUGCCAGCAGCAGGUCCCUUCUGCAAGAAACACUCAAUGUGCCAGGCGGCCCCCAAGCGUAUUCUCGCAUCCGGACGCAGGAGCCAGUCAACAAUGGCGCAGAGAAAGGACAAGAUCGCCUGAGCGAUGAAAGUUCAAAGAAAGCUGAUUCGGAUUCACAUCCAGAAACUUGGACUGACCAUGAACAUAGUGAUCCCCAGCAAGCAGCUGGAUCUCCUCCGAAAAACUCAGAGGAAAAAAACAAAGAUGGAGGGGAACGUGAACGUAAAAGUCGUCUUUUCCAAAGGGAUCGAAAUCCAUCUGCUGGAAAGAACAAGAAGCAAGCUGAGAAGACCCUGAGUUUGGAGCAGAAGUCAAUUGCUACAACUCCUAGUCCCAUUCAGGGUGGUGAUUCAGUUCUUUCUGAACCACGGAAAGCCCUGCUGGAACAGCUGGCACGAGUGCUGCCUCCUGAUGACCCUGGUCUGCCUGAUCACGUCACAUUGGUGAGUGGAGCUGAUCCGGCUGGGGGGCUGUUAGCUGCUCGACUGCAAGACAGAGGGGCUGCCACUGGUCAGCACAAAGUUGUGAGCACCUUGGGGCCAGCUGAUGUGCGUGCCACUGUAACUUGCCUUGUGGCCAAGAUUCAGAAAUUCUGUAAUACCAAUGCUAAACCACCACCUGCCAUGAAAGUUCUUUUGGCAGGUUCUGAUAGUUUUGUUAAUGCUGUCCUUAGGCAUUAUGUAGAACAAUUUUCAAUGAAGCCACCUGAUUGGCAGUCUUAUAUAAAGUUCCUUAUUGUUCCUCUUGGUUCGAAUUCCUUGGCUCGAUAUUUGGGCACUCUAGAUAGUGUUUAUGCACAAGCUUUUGCUGCUGAUAGUUGGAAGGAAUUGCUAGAGAGAGCUGAAGUCCAAAAAACAGACUGUCAGGAAAUGGUUAACAGGGUGCAUAGAUACCUCCAUGCUGCCUCCGCAACCAUCCAGUUACCAGUGGCUGAGGCCAUGGUUACAUACAAAGAAAAGAGUUCUGAUGAUGAGUCUUCCCAAAUAUUUAUUCCAUUUGUGAAUGAUGUUCGGCUUGGAUCUCCAGAUGGGUCAGCGUCUGCAUCAGUUGAUUUAGAUGAAUCAUUAAAUGUGCCAUUGCUGUCAGGAUCUCCUCCUUCUCUCAUCUCUGUUCCUGAGAAGAAAGAGAGGAUUACCCCUCCUAGUUCACCUAAUAUCAAUAGUCUUUACAUUAGCCAAAACAAAGAGCAAGCUCUUGCUGAACCCCUCGAACUUCAAUUGGAUUAUUGGCUGGUGCCUGGAAAAGGAGGAGAUGCUCCAGGCACUGGAAGCAAGACUGGCAAGACCGAUUCCUCAAAGUCUACUCUUAAAACAACGUUCCGAGCUCUUCAGGUACAGCGUCUUCCAUUACCUGGGGAGACUCCUACUCAACACUUCCUCAUGAGUUACUCCACAAAAGAAAAGAAACAGAAGAUUAUGCGGUUAGGAAAGAAGAAAGAGAAAGAAAAGGAAACCGAACCCAAAAGCCAAGUUGUGGAGGGUGUGUCCAGACUGAUUUGCUCAGCAAAGACCCAAAACAUUCCUCUGAAAGGACUUGCAAGAGUGCAGGGUGUGGGCUCUGUUGCAGUGUGGAUCGAUGGCACUGAGUGGUCAGGAGUGAAGUUCUUCCAGCUGUCAGCACAGUGGCAGACGCACAUCAAGCACUUUCCAGUUAGCCUCUUCAACUUCCCAGAGGGCGGGAUGUAACAGUUCCAGGCUGCGACUCGCUUUGGUUCCUGUAUUGAUCAUCUGCACUGAGGCAGCCAUCAGGUCUUCCAGGAGAGAGUGUGCAGUCACGUGCACCCCGCAUGGACCCUGCUUCACAUUCCAGUGGACUCAAUUUAUGCUUAAUCCAGCAUUUCCCUUCCUCUCUCCUCAGUAAGUUGUCCUCUAUUAACUUAUUAAUCUCAAUAUCUCAAAAGUUUACUGUCAUGGCAAACUUGCAAAUGUUCAAUGCAAAUUAUGCCAUCAAGUGCUAAUUUUUGUUGUGUCUUUACAUUGUUAUGAGUGUGAUAUCUCUUUCAUAUCUAGAUACCCGAGAGCUGCUUAUUGAAAAUAUUUCAUCACAGUAUUAUAGUUCUUGCAAAUCAAUUUCUUUAAUUUAUUUGCUCAAGUGUUUCGAAAAUUCAAUCAUAGGUUGCACACAUCUCUUUUCUAUGGAAUGUCUGUCCUUAGCAAAUAUUACGUAAGAUGUGAUUGGUUGCAGUGUAGGUAUUCUGUUGCAAUAUGUGGAUGAAAAUGUAAGAUCUCACAAACUUGCUUGGUUUCCAUUUUCCCUUUAAUAAUAUGAAAAUAAUGAUAACGAAGCUUUUGAAUGUAUCCUAGUCAUGUAUUCAAAAUUAAUGUGAUUGUGAUUCAGAUUUCUUUCAUUUAGCUAUUUUACAGUAAAGAUGAGAAUUUGUUUGCUUUUGAUUAAUACAUAUUUGUAGAAACAAAGAAAAGUUAGUUAUGGCAACAAAGCAAUAAUUUCUUUGAAUAAAACAAAAAACAAAACCAGCUGCUGAACAAGAAAUUGAAACUGUAGUUCUUGAAAAACAUUACAGGUAUAGGUAGCUGAGGGUUAACUGUACAUCUUUGGCAAAAUAGAUUUUGAGCAGAUCUUAAUGCAAAGGGUUUGCUUUGAAACUUAAAUUAUCAAGAAUUGAGCAAGACUAAUUCAAGUAUCUUUCAAAUUAUAUUAUUAAAAACUGCAGACGCUAGCUGUUUGUGAAACUUUUGGAAUUGAAGUAGAUAAAAGAACAAUCGUAAAAAUAUUAUAUUAAAAAGGAUAUUGUUUUUACAAUCAGACUGAUAGAUAAGCAUUUGCUUUUGAGCUAGUUUUCAGGAAGAGAAAAAUAAAAUUUAAAUUUAUUGUUCUUAUUAGAGCACAUAAUUAUUAGGUAUUAACAAAAUAAAUGUUUUGUUUAUGUACUUUUCAUAAUUGUGAUACUAAUAUUCUUGCAUUAUUAAUGUGACAAAUUGCAUGAAAAUGGCUGUGUAGAACAUAUGUUGACAGUAUUCUUUUUUGCGUAAUGAAAGAAUUUAAACCUUGGAAAACUGGCCCAGUUUAUUUUUUGAAGCAAAUAAUGUUAAGCUCAUUUUUCACAGAAUUUAAAAAAAAUAUAUAUGAUAAUGGGCUUUCGCAAUUUUUAUCAGAAGUUUUGCAAAAGAUGGGACUGCAAUUGAGUCUCCUCUAUUGUAUGAUCAAGUGGACCUCCCCAUUUAGAAGUGCAUGGACAAUACAUUGCUUGCUAUUAUUCAAUGGAAAUGAAACUUUAAAAAAACGCAGUAGGCAGUGAUAGCAGUUGUUAGCAGAUGAGUUUGUAGAAUCUUUUUUUUUUUUUUUGGAUAGUUGGUCACAAUGUGCUCACAGAGACAUUUGUGAUUUGUGUACAUAUGUUGGACAAAUAAUAAACAUGAAGGGCAAACCUUUAUAUUAUUUUAUACCAUAUAUUAUACAGAAAAAUAAUAUGUAAUUAGUAGAUCAUAGAAAGUGAAUGUUUGUCUGCACUCACUAUUUUAAGGUAUGGGACAAUGCCCAUUGUAAAACGUAAGACUUAUUAGUCUUUAUUAUAAAUACUACGUAAAUGUAUUAUUUAAUGUUUCCUUGUUCAUCUAUGUAAUGCAACUUUCUUCUUUGAUAUUUCUAAAAUUUAGAGCUUAACUAGUUAUUAUUGCAAGCAAAAGAUGAAUCUGAGAGGAAAUGAAGAUCAUUUCAAAGUUGGUUACUUUUGUGUAGCAGGGGGGAGAUCAAGAGCAGAAGAACAAAAACCAACCAGUUUUAACUAGCAAAGUAGAAGGAAUUCACUAAUGUGUAAUACAUUCUUAUGAAUUUAACAAUAAUGGUGAAAAUAUGUUGUCACACUUCUUUGAAAUUUGUGUUACAUAUAAUGUAUCAGUACCAAAGCUCAUUGAUUAUAAUAAUUUCUGCUCUUGCUGAUACCUUUCCUCAGAAAAGCCAAAGACAAUUGUUGUACCCUUCACUUCAGCAAAAUGUUUGGCAGAAGUGCAGUGUUGUAUUGUGAUUUUUGGAAGUUCUUAAGAACUGUUCAAUACUCAAAGUAAAAUAAAUGCUCUUGAAUUCGUGUAGAAUUAUUGUUGUAACUUUAAUGGUAAUUGUUUAUACAUGUCAUCAUUGUAAAAUAUGCUGCCUUUUUUUAAAUGCGUAAAAAGAACCAGCCAUUCCAGAAGAGAU